Dermacentor andersoni is the source of this 2459-nucleotide messenger RNA. NCBI's taxonomy places the organism in Eukaryota, Metazoa, Arthropoda, Arachnida, Ixodida, Ixodidae. The record is from RefSeq and is a predicted model, not a curated record.
AUGCUCAUCAUGGGCAAGCAGCAGGUCAAUAUCCAGCUCCUGGUCAACAACACCCCGGUACCAAGGGUGGACAAGAUCAGGAUACUGGUUACUCAGCAGGCCGGGGGUCCUACGCCACCGGGGGUCGGCCUUGCAGAGCUCUCGGCCCGGACCUUGGAACGCCGCCGCUUCUGCUGCCGCCUCCGCCGCCAACACGGCCCCAUGAUGCUGAAGGUGACGAACCGUGUGGAUGGUCGCUGGGAUAUUGCGGCACUGGCCGGACUGGUCAGCUUCUUUGGCAUCGCCACGAGCCGAAACUCAGGGUGGUUUUUCGUCACCUUCGUGGAGGAGUUCCAGGUAGACCGAAAGAGCGCCUCCUGGCCAAACAGCGUGUUGACCAUUAUGUUUAGAUCGUCGGGUCUUCUUGUUGCGUUGCUGCAGAGGUACAUGUCCCUUUUCCACGUCGGUCUCAUCGGGAGCAUCUUCCUUUGGGGCGGCAUCAUAGCAUCGGUGUUUUCACCAAACAUUACUACCAUAACGGUUACUCUUGGCCUACUGCAUGGGCUCGGAGCAGGACUUGUUUUGAUGUGCAACCUUGUGGAAAUCAUGCAGUACUUCCAAAGGUACCGUGGCAUCGCCUCCGGUAUUAAAUUUGUGGCCGACCCCACCAGCGCCAUUGCGUUCCCAGCGUUGCUGUCUUACCUGAGGACCACGUAUGGUUUCCGUGGUACACUACUCAUAUACGCAGCGCUCACUAUGCACGUCACGGCAUUCUCAAUCGUCCUCAAAGAGCCUCCGUGGAUGACGCAAGGCUCGACGGCAGCCAUAACACCGGUUUCAAGCCCACCACCUAAGGAAAAGCGCCAAAAUCGCACCAACUUAGUUACGAAGAUUCGGCAUACGAUGCAACGCGCACCGCCAGAGCUUCUGACGCCCAGCUUCUAUGCUGCCGUCAUCGGAUCCGUGUUGCUGGACUACGUGAACGCCGUGCACUUGUCCACUCUAGUAGACUACGCCCUCGACAGCGGCGUAUCUCGCGCACACGCUGAGUUGACGGUUACCUACGCUUCAGCGCCUGAGAUCGUAGGACGAGUUCUACUGCCACUAGUAGCCGAUGUGGGCGCGGUGAGCAGACCAGCUCUCGUGGCCGGCAACGUGGUGGCGCUGGGCGCCUUUCUCGCCUUGACGCCGGAGACCAGAGGCGCAGCACACGUGGUGCUGCGAGCAGCAUCGUCGGUGGCUCUCGCUACGUUGAUGACCAUGAAGCACGUGCUAGUGGCCGACUACUUCGGCCCGGACGCCGUCGCCCUGCUGUCCGGUGUUUCUGGGGUCCUCCUGGUUCCCGUGCUGCUCAGCAACCCUGCCAUUAUAGGACAUUUCCGGGAUGUCAGUGGCGCCUACGACAAUCUCUACAGAAUACUGGCUGGGAUGGUGCUUGCUAUGGCAGUCGCGUUUCUAGCAUUCAUCUGUUCCUCUAGAAAGUUUGUUUCACUACCCACUGACGACAUUCAAGAGGACUAAAUAACGUCGGUUGCCUGCCUCCUAUGGGUAAAGCAGCAGGCCUUGAUGUAGAUGACAAAAACGCUAUCCUAACCUCUGUUAUUAUGCGUACUAAGCACUGUAGCGGGUUCAUGCCAUUCAUGAGGGCUGUGAAUAUGGCUUCCAGAGUCUAUUUCGAUCAACUUUUUCAUACUUAUUGAAAUUUCUUUUCCUGAAUAACCUCACACGCGACCCCGAGGUAGCAGAGCAAGUGGCUACAGCUCUGGCAAUGCUCGAGGACAAGCGAGAUGUAAUAUUGAGCGACUAGAGACCGGCCAUCAAAGCGUUCGAAAGAAGAAUGUCUGCGACCAGGCGUUACGCGUCCUCCGCGGCGCUGAUCCGAGCUCCCUUAAGCACCACACCGUCACCUGGUUUCCCGUCCACCUGAGUUGGAUCCCGGGCGCCCCGCCCAACCUCAACGAGACAGCCCACGACGAUGCGCGCGCGCUUACCGACCACGCCGUCACCCACAGGCAACCGCGACUCGACGAGUUGGAGCCGAACAGGGACGGCACAGUAACAUACAACGAUAUCACUAAACACUUUUACUUGGGACGACGUCUCUUUCCACACCCACACCCCAAAUUAAACAGGCCGCAGGCGCUAACGCUACACUUGUUACAGACACGUACCUAUCCCAACACCGCCACGUUAAACAUCAUCUACCCGGACGUCUACCCCGACAAUGCAUGCCCCUCGUGCGGCGACACAGUGACACUCGCACGUGCUUUGGGAGUGUCGAAACGCUCCGCCCCACUCUACCUCGGCCAAGGGGGAGAAGACCUUACGAAGCCCACUACUCCAAGACCAGCCAUGAAUGGGCCGUCCAGCAGGUCCAUGCAGUGGCCUCCAGGUACUCCCUGUCGGUCCCUGCGUAGGAGGCGCUCACUGCGCGCUGAGGUGCGUCCUACAGGACCUUUAAUAAAGUUGAUUUAAUCCAA